This is a messenger RNA of Telopea speciosissima, 706 nucleotides long. RefSeq lists its product as uncharacterized. The record is from RefSeq and is a predicted model, not a curated record. NCBI's taxonomy places the organism in Eukaryota, Viridiplantae, Streptophyta, Magnoliopsida, Proteales, Proteaceae. The transcript is spliced from 3 exons. Gene Ontology annotation, molecular function: zinc ion binding; nucleic acid binding; endonuclease activity. The coding region runs from base 70 to 582 and encodes 170 amino acids.
AGGGUAUAAAGACGCAGCAGCGUAGAGAGAAAGAAGCAUGUAAUAUAUAGCUACAUCAGAGGAGGAGAAAUGAGUGCUUCGCCGAAGCAUUCUCCUUCCAGUAGCAAUAAUAAAAAAGAGGAGAGGCCGAGGUUCUUUGAUAACAAGACGAAGAACUUGUGUUGGGCCAAAGCUGAUGUUGUCCCUGGACGACACCCGGACCGCUGGCGUAAAGACCCAGCAGGUAACAUCGUUUGCAAGCGCUUCUGCAAUUGCCAUGGAUGUCUCUGUUUCGAAUAUGAUCACAUCAUUCCCUACUCUAAAGAUGGAGAAUCUACGCUUGAGAACUGUCAAAUUCUUCAAACCAGGGUGAACAGAUUUAAAGCAGACAAGAGCUGGGUGGAGAAAAAUGAAUUGCAGGGUUUCUCUUGUGAUUUGAAGUUUACAGACAAGGAGCUCGACAUUAUUGAAAUGGCCGUCUAUGGAGAUGUGGUUCGACCAGGUAACCAGUGCCGUUGCAGAACUGUAGCUGAAAUGCUUGGUCAGUUUAAGUCAAAAGACCGCAUGGCUGCUUGCAAACUGCCAUAUGAUGAGACUUUGUAGCACCCAAGGCUGAAACACCAUGUUGGGUGACUUCAGAAGAACGUAAACCAGUUUCUUCAUCAUCAGUGUUGCCAAAUCUCAUUCGGGCUCCUCUGAUAUUCCAUCUGGUGUCUUGUUUUGUACA